CAGCAACAGGUUUUAGCUCUAUCUUUCUUUAGACUUCGAGCGCGCCUUUUUUUUAUUCUUUGAGAAUAAAAGUACCGUAUUGUAAUCGAGUGAAAGCUAUCUAUCAGGACAAUAACUCGACAGUCGUGUAGCGGUUUUCAAUAAUGAAGAUAUAUAAAUUCUUAUCUCUAUUCGCAAUUUUUUUCUUCAGUGAUAAUGGUAGUUUAGCUUUAUUAAGAUCUAAGCAUAACAAGGUUGUAACUUGUUAUGUUGCUUCCUGGGCCAUUUACAGAAAUCAUAAUGGAAUGUUUGAAAUCUCUGAUGUCAAUCCAGAACUUUGUACGCACAUUAUAUAUGCAUUCGCCGGAUUAAAUAAUGAAUCAUGGACUAUUAAGAGCCUUGAUCCUCAUUUGGAUAUCGAAAGAGAUAAUUAUAAAAAUAUGAUCCAACUUCAUAAGAAGAAUCCUAACUUGAAAAUCCUUCUUGCAAUAGGAGGAUGGAAUGAAGGCAGUCAAACCUAUUCUGUACUUGCUUCAUCUCCCGAUCGUAGAAGUAAAUUUAUUGAUAGCGUAGUGAAAUUCCUUGGUGAAUAUCAUUUCAAUGGAUUCGAUCUAGAUUGGGAAUAUCCAGGAUCACGGGGGGGUAUGCCUGCGGACAAACAAAAUUUUGUUUCUCUUCUCAAAGAAUUAAAAGAAGCAUUCAAAAAAUCGAAUUAUCUAUUAACAGCAGCUUUAAGUUCUAAUAAAGCAACUAUCGAUAUGGCAUAUGAUAUUCCCGAAAUUUCAAAAUAUCUCGAUUAUAUUCAUGUAAUGGCUUAUGAUUAUCAUGGUACAUGGAAUAGAAAAGUACUUCCGAAUGCACCAUUAAAAAGCGAAGACGGUCAAAGUGUGGUGGAUACACUUACAUAUUUGUUAAGUAAAGGUGCACCACCAAAUAAAAUAGUAUUAGGAUUGCCAAUGUAUGGAAGAACUUUUAUUUUGGCUAACAAACUGAAUUCUUCUAAAGAAAGUCCUAUUGGUCAAACAACCAUAUCAGAUGGAUUCAAGGGACCUUAUACAGGUCAAAAUGGUUUCAUGGGAUAUAAUGAAAUUUGUGAAGAACUAAUAACUAAUGUACAGAAGUGGAUAACUGGGUGGGAUGAUAAUAGUAAUACACCUUAUGUAAUCAAUGAUGAUCACGUUAUUAUGUUUGAUAAUCCGAAAAGUUUAAAAGCAAAGAUUGAAUACGCGAUGAGUUUAAAUUUAUCCGGUGUAAUGAUUUGGAGCAUUGAUACUGAUGAUUUUAGUGGAAAAUGUGCAUCUCUUAAUAAUUCUCUAGAUCUAAGAGAAAAAAAAUAUCCUUUAUUAAGAUCAAUCAACAUGGUUUUGUCACAGAUUGAUUAUCAUAAUGACUUAAAUGACAAUAAUGAUGAUGACAAUGAUAAAAAUAAUAAAAACAACAAUAACACAUCUUCUGUUAUAAGAUUUUCAAAUAAUUUGAUUUUAAUAAUAUUUUUUUUUUGUAUUUCAUUUAAAAUGAAUCCAUAAUGAAUAAAAAGAUAAUAUAUCAAAAAUUAAAUAUAUUUUUUUAUAAUAAAUUCGAAAAAAUAUUUUUAAAACUAUUUUUCCAUUUUCAUCUUUAUUAAAUAUAAUAGUAAAUAUGAUUCA
This is a messenger RNA of Apis florea (little honeybee), 1625 nucleotides long. Its product is annotated as putative chitinase 2. Gene Ontology annotation, molecular function: chitinase activity; chitin binding. Gene Ontology annotation, biological process: chitin catabolic process; carbohydrate metabolic process. The record is from RefSeq and is a predicted model, not a curated record. NCBI's taxonomy places the organism in Eukaryota, Metazoa, Arthropoda, Insecta, Hymenoptera, Apidae. Gene Ontology annotation, cellular component: extracellular region.